CAGCUUCGUAAGGUCAAGUUUGUUUCUGAUGCAGGAGGACAGUGGGUUCUGUGAAUUCCUGAUGAUGAUCUUCUCCAUCUGGGGAUGGCAUCACACCUUCCCUAACUGCAAGAACAUGUUUUGCGUCAUGCUUAACUCCGUGUCAUGGGUUACGGUACUAACUACGGUUGUGUCUCUCGUCAUCGCAUCAGUCGACCAGAGAUCUUGUAUGAUGGUUGCCUCUGUUUUCUUAAUAGUAACGAGCUUGAUAGCAUGCUUUACUGCAAACCUUGUUUUGGGCUAUGUUAAUGCUCCGCUGGAGGCCAAAGCAUAUGCACCAAGGGCCAAGGUGCUGAGGGAUGGGCAGUGGGUAGAUGUGCAUGCAGCAAAUCUGGUCCCUGGGGAUAUCAUAUUUCUCAAGGUUGGGGACAUUGUCCCUGCCAAUGCUCGUGUUCUCCGGUUUGAAAAGAUUGACACGAUGACUUGCUGGGCCAAAAGGUCUGUUGACUGUGUGCAUGGAUUCCUCAUAUACUAUGCAUGGACUGUGUCCUGUGGCCAAGGGACUGCUGUUGUUAUUGCGACUGGUCAUGGCAUUCCUAGAAGCACCCUGCGGCUCUACCCACAGUGUUAUGCUCGUCCGGGGCAACUUAAAGAGGGAAUCAUGGUUGCCAGCUGCUUCUGCUUUUCACUUAUACUUGUCGGUACCAUUUCUGAGGUAGUCUUGAUAUUCCUCUUCCAUAAACGCAACCUUGAGGAUAUGCUGCGGAACAGCCACUUUAUGCCAUUGAUUAGUGGGAUUCCAAUGGCAAUGCCUGUCGUCCUCUACCUGGCAUUGGCACUGGGAUCUCUAAGGUUUUGUGUGCUGGGAAUUGCUAGCAGAGGAACAGUUGAACUUGAAGAUUUGGCAAGUAUGGAUGUCAUCCUGUUCAACUUGACUGGUACUUUGACGUGUAAUAAACCCUGUUUCGCCCAGGACAAGAUUCAGUUGUUUGCUAAUGGCGUUGGUAAAGAUCAGGCUAUUAUAUUAGCUGCAAGAGCAUCAAGAUCCCAACAUGAACUGUAUAUAGAGCCAAUUGAUGCAGCCAUUCUAAGCCUCUUGGAUGAUCCAAAACGGGCAAGAGCUGGUAUUGAGGUCUUAGAGUACCUUUCCUGCUUCUUUGUUGCACUGAAGCUGAUGUUCCUAACUACAUACAUUGAUAGCAAUGGAUCCAAGUGCUGUGUAUUCAAAGGUGAUCCUGCAAAGGUGGGGCACCAAUGUGGCUGCAGCAAAGCAGUCAAAGAGAAAAUAAGCAUGGUAAUGGAAAUUUUUGCUCUUGAUGGGUAUCAAGCCAUAGCUGUAGGUCAUCAGAUAGACUCAUGCUGGGAGUUCAUUGGUCUUCUGCCUUUCAGAGAUGACCUCAGAACUGACAGUGCAGAUGCUAUCGAUAGCCUUAUCGAUUUCGGUUUGGAUAUAAGAGUUCUCACAGAAAGUCCGUUGUCGACUACAAAGCAAGUAUGUGGAAGGCUCGGAAAACUUGGCAUAAAUGUUUUACCUGCCCACUCAGUGUUUGAGUUUGCUCGUAGUAACAAAGAAGUUCACUUGAGCGUCAAUGGGAUUUCCGAUCUCUUUCCAGAGGAUAACAGCAAUAUAGUGAAAAUGUUAAGAGAUUUCGGAUGUCGCUGUUCAAUGGUUGGGUAUGAAUUUCUUGAUCAUGAUGCCAUAGGUGAAAGCUAUAUUGGUAUUUCAGUAGCUGAUGCCACUGAUUACACCAAAAGUGAAUCUGAUCUUGUUUUGACUCGGCCUGCCAUGGUACCUAUUUCAUCAGCUGUGCAAAUUAGUAGGGAGAUUUGUCAGAUUAUGAGGGGCUACACAAUCUACACCGUGUCAUCAACUGCCCAUAAGUUUGGUGUCCGUGUCAUUUUACUUUUAUGGAACUUCGACCUGCCAAGUUUGUUGGCAUUGGUGAUUGGUGCUUUCAAUUACUGUACAGCAUUUGCAAUAUUAUUUGAAAGGAUGAAUGUGAGCAAGUCACCAGAUAGAUGGAGAGUUAAGAAAAUCAUUGGAAGUAGUGUUGCUUUUGGUAGCUACAUAGUUCUGAGUACAAUCAUUUUUUUCAGGGCUGCAACACUGACAAAUUUCCUUUCAUAUAACUUCAAAAGUAGAUCUCUGAUGGGCGGUGAUGAGGAAAUUAGAGCUGCUUUGUUCCUUCAGAUGAGCAUAGUCAACCAAGCUGUUGUGCUGUUUGCUCAUUCUGAUGAUUGCUCCCUUAUCAGAUGUCCUGGACCUUUUGUCGCAGUUACCUCUAUGUUUACUCAGAUGAUCGCAACCCACAAAGCUGUAUACGGUGGCGUGGACUUUGCACUAGUAAAGGGUGUUGGCUGGGUCAGGGCUGGAUUGGUAUGGUUGUACAACUUUGUCUUGCUCAUGACCCCUGUUAUUAUUUAUCACAGAUGGAGGCGUGCGGACAUGACUAGUGAAAAAUUGGUGACUGUGUGCAUGCAUUCGCUCAUCCUACGUCUAUUUUUGCUCUGGUCACUGUAUGCAAUACUUGAUAUGAGGCUGCAGCAGCCUGUCUCUACUUAGGUAGAUUGAAACAUUCUUGUAGCCAGUCAUUUCACCGUGUAUCAACUGUAAAUGCCUCAAGUGAAGAAAUCAGUAUUGCAAAGUUAUAACGAA
Lolium rigidum is the source of this 2635-nucleotide messenger RNA. RefSeq names its product ATPase 3, plasma membrane-type-like. The record is from RefSeq and is a predicted model, not a curated record. Bases 29 to 2542 code for a protein of 837 amino acids. Gene Ontology annotation, molecular function: ATP binding; ATP hydrolysis activity; P-type proton-exporting transporter activity. Gene Ontology annotation, cellular component: plasma membrane. The transcript is spliced from 12 exons. NCBI's taxonomy places the organism in Eukaryota, Viridiplantae, Streptophyta, Magnoliopsida, Poales, Poaceae. Gene Ontology annotation, biological process: proton transmembrane transport; regulation of intracellular pH.